CAGUCGUCUGAUGAAGAGAAAUCUGUUAGCAGGGAAGAUGACAAAGAAAUACCCUGCAGCCCAAUUCCUCUGCCAGCGGAGACAAGACGCAGUCUGUGGUAUGCAAGCCACUAUACAACUGAUGAGAGAAAACUUCUGUCAAUGACCCAAGAUGAAUACAAGCCAUCGGAUGUGCUGCUGGUAACAGUGAAUGGAAACCCUACUGACUAUCACACCAUCCACCCUGCACUGCCAUUAGAAAAUGGUCCGGCCAAGGCAGACGUGUACUCAACACCACAGUACAAAUGGGAGCCUUCGAAUGGCAUGUCAGGUAAAAAGGAAGAGGAGGAGGAGGAGGAAGAAGAGGAAGAGGAAGUUACUCAGGAGGAAAAAGAAAAUGUUAAAUUACAUGCCCUGGUCUCUGUGUUCCAAUUUAUCAUGAAACAAAGUUACAUAUGUGCUCUGAUAGCUAUGAUGGCGUGGAGUAUCACAUAUCACAGCUGGUUGACUUUUGUGUUACUGAUCUGGUCUUGCACAUUGUGGAUGAUUCGGGACCGAAGGAAAUACGCCAUGAUCAGUUCACCUUUCAUGGUUUUCUAUGGAAAUUUGCUUCUAAUACUGCAGUAUAUAUGGAGUAUUGAACUCAAGAAUGAUGAGCUUCCUCAAGUAUCUGGUUUUUUGAAAAGAAAAGAACCUGGGGAGCUAGCGUCAAAGAUUCUUUUCACAAUUACUUUCUGGCUACUGCUUAGGCAACACCUCACUGAACAGAAAGCACUUCGGCUAAAAGAAGCUACUUUAUCUGAGGUCAAAGUUGGAAGUGAAGAAAAUGAAGAAAAAGAAGAGGAGUUACAAGAGGGAGAAGUGUCAGAAGAACAGGAGGAAGAGAAGGAAGAGGAGGAGGAGAAGGAAGAGGAUGAGGAGGAUGAACAGGAUAUCAUGAAAGUCCUGGGGAAGCUGGUGAUGGCUAUGCUAAUCAAAUACUGGAUUUACGUCUGUGGGGGCAUGUUCUUCUUUGUCAGCUUUGAGGGUACAAUUGUCAUGUACAAAAUCAUCUAUAUGGUACUGUUCCUCUUCUGUGUGGCCCUCUAUCAGGUACACUAUGAAUGGUGGAGAAAGAUUUUAAAGUACUUUUGGAUGUCAGUGGUUGUUUACACGAUGUUGGUACUUAUCUUCAUCUACACAUACCAGUUUGAGUCAUUCCCUGGUUUGUGGAAGAACAUGACAGGCCUGGACGAAAAGAAACUAGAGGACCUUGGCUUAAAACAGUUUUCUGUGGCUGAUCUAUUCACACGCAUCUUUAUUCCCACCUCAUUCCUACUGGUGUGUAUCCUACACCUUCACUAUUUCCAUGAUCAGUUUCUCCAGCUCACUGAUUUAAAAGCUGUAACCAGCAAGCAGGAUAACACUAUUUACAGCCAUGCCAAAGUCAAUGGCCGUGUAUAUCUAAUAAUUAAUAGACUGGUGCACCAAGAUGGAAGCCUGCCUGACAUAACUAUGAUGAAUUUAACAGCCAGCAGAGAAAAGGAGGAGGAUAAAAUGCUGGAAGAGGCUGGUGAGAAAAGAAUGGAAGCACCAGAGGGGGAGGGAGGGAAAGGGAGGGUCAAAAAAGGAAAAGAAGAAGAAAAGGAAGAUGAGGACAAGGAAGAUGAUGAUGAUGAUGAUGAUGAAGAAGACAAUGAAUCAGAGGAAGAAGAAACUACAGACUUAAGGAACAAGUGGCAUCUGGUGAUCGACCGCCUUACCGUGCUGUUUUUGAAAUUCCUGGAGUAUUUUCAUAAGAUGCAAGUCUUCGUGUGGUGGCUGUUGGAGCUUCACAUCAUCAAAAUUGUUUCCUCUUACAUCAUCUGGGUCACAGUGAAAGAGGUGUCUCUGUUUAACUUGGUGUUUUUAAUUGCCUGGGCUCUUGCUUUGCCAUAUGCUCAGUUUCGCCCACUGGCAUCGAGUAUCUGCACUGUCUGGACAUGUGUGAUUAUUGUCUGCAAAAUGUUGUACCAGCUCUCAUCUAUCGAUCCCAGUACUUUUUCCAGUAAAUGUGUAUUGCCAGGAGAGAAUGAAACUAAGGUCAAUUAUGAAGAACUCAGAACCUCGGUGCUCUACCGUGGGGAAGUUGAUCCUGCAGAGUGGGUCGGAUUGAGAAAGUCUAAUCCUCUGCUUGUGUACUUAAGGAAUAAUUUACUGAUGCUGGCUAUUCUGGCUUUUGAAGUUACCAUCUACCGUCAUCAAGAAUACUACAGAUGUCGAAAUAACCUUACUGCACCUGUGACUAAAACCAUUUUCCAUGAUAUUACAAGAGCACAUCUGGAUGACGGACUGGUAAACUGUGUCAAGUACUUUAUAAACUACUUCUUCUACAAGUUUGGCUUGGAGACCUGUUUUCUUCUAUCGGUGAAUGUAAUUGGUCAACGGAUGGAUUUUUAUGCCAUGAUUCAUGCCUUCUGGCUGAUUGCUGUAUUGUAUCGACGUAGAAGAAAAGCCAUUGCAGAGAUCUGGCCCAAAUACUGCUGUUUUCUGGCAUGCAUCAUUACAUUCCAGUACUUCCUUUGCAUUGGCAUCCCACCUGCUCCUUGUAAAGACUAUCCAUGGAGAAGUGGUAAUGCCAACUUUAACUCCAACAUCAUAAAGUGGUUAUACUUUCCAGACUUCAUUGUGAGACCAAACCCUGUCUUCCUUGUGUAUGAUUUCAUGUUGCUGCUGUGUGCAUCCUUGCAAAGGCAGACAUUCGAGGAUGAAAAUAAAGCUGCAGUACGAAUCAUGGCUGGAGAUAAUGUGGAAAUUUGCAUGAAUCUUGAUGCAGCAUCUUUUAGUCAGCAUAAUCCUGUUCCUGACUUCAUUCAUUGCCGGUCCUACUUAGACAUGUAUAAGGUGAUAAUAUUUAGUUACCUCUUCUGGUUUGUGCUUACCAUAAUCUUCAUAACGGGAACCACAAGGAUCAGCAUAUUCUGUAUGGGCUACUUGGUGGCCUGCUUUUAUUUCCUUCUGUUUGGUGGAGAUCUUUUGCUGAAGCCUAUCAGGAGCAUUCUGCGUUACUGGGACUGGUUGAUUGCCUACAAUGUCUUUGUGAUCACAAUGAAGAACAUCCUGUCGAUAGGAGCAUGUGGCUACAUUGAAUCUUUAAUUAAGAAUAGUUGCUGGGUGAUUCAGGCAUUUAGCCUGGCUUGUACGGUUAAAGGCUACCAUAUUCCAACUAGCAAUGUAGAUUGUAAACUGCCCAGUGGAGAAGCAGGAAUCAUUUGGGACAGUAUAUGUUUUGCCUUCCUGCUGCUGCAAAGAAGAGUCUUCAUGAGUUACUACUUCCUGCAUGUGGUUGCAGAUAUAAAAGCUUCUCAGAUCCUAGCAUCAAGGGGUGCUGAGCUUUUUCAGGCUACAAUUGUCAAGGCUGUAAAGGCAAGAAUUGAAGAGGAAAAAAAAUCCAUGGAUCAGCUGAAGAGACAAAUGGAUCGCAUCAAAGCCAGGCAGCAAAAAUACAAGAAGGGUAAAGAGAGGAUGCUGAGCAUGAACCAGGAGUCCUCAGAGGGGCCAGAGAUUCGGAAGGUUUCUGAAGAAGAUGAUGAAGGAGAAGCAGACAAAGAGAAAGCCAAGGGCAAAAAAAAGCUGUGGUGGCGGCCUUGGGUUGAUCAUGCUUCCAUGGUCAGAAGUGGAAAUUAUUAUUUGUUUGAGACGGAUAGUGAAGAAGAAGAGGAGGAAGAGAAAAAAGAAGAGGAAGAGCCUCGAAAAAAAUCUGCAUUUCAGUUUGUUUAUCAAGCCUGGAUUACUGACCCUAAAACAGCUCUACGACAGAGGCGCAAGGAGAAGAAAAGCUUUGGGAAAGAGAAACGAAGGCGAAAAGGAUCUGGGGAUGGUGGCACUGAUGCAGACUGUGAAGACAGUGAAGAGGAACCUGUCAAGAAAAAAUCUGAUGGACCAGAUAACAUCAUCAAGAGGAUAUUUAAUAUCUUGAAGUUUACUUGGGUCCUUUUCCUGGCAACACUAGACAGUUUUACAGCUUGGCUUAAUUCCAUCUCAAGAGAACACAUUGAUAUCUCCACCGUGCUAAGAAUCGAGCGCUGUAUGCUGACCAGGGAGAUUAAGAAGGGAAAUGUUCCAACACGGGAGAGCAUCCACUUGUAUUACCAGAACCACAUGAUGAAACUUUCUGAGGAGUCAGGACUGGACUCAAUUGACAAAAAUCCCAGUCAAGCUUCUGGUUUGCAAGCAUCUGAAAGAAUGGAUAGUUUAGAUUCAGCAGCUUCUCGUGACAGUAUCUCCAGCUGCUACACUGAAGCAACCAUGCUGUUCUCAAGGCAGUCAACCCUUGAUGAUUUAGAUGGACCAGACACUGUUCCUAAAACAAGUGAGCGCGCUCGACCUAGGCUUCGUAAAAUGCAGAGCAUGGAUAUGUCCUCCUCAUCAGCUGACAGUGGCAGUAUAGUGUCAAGUGAACCUACACAGGUCACCAUGCUCUAUUCUCGUCAGGGAACAACAGAAACCAUUGAGGAGGUAGAAGGGGAGCAUGAAGAGGAAGGAGCUCAUUCUGCAUCAAGGUUGGAAGAAGAGGAGGUGGAAGAUUAUAGCCUGGAUUCAGAAGGAGCUGCAUAUACUCCUGAUACUGAUGUGCCAUUGUACUCCACAGUGGAUAGCAAUGCAGAAGCUCCACCUUCCUAUAGCAAAGCUGUCAGCUUUGAACAUCUUCCCUUUGGCUCCCCAGAUGACUCAGCUGGUAAGAGCCUCAUGAUGGUGAGCCCAGAUGACAGUCGGACGGACAAACUUGAUACGAUUCUACCCCCAUUGACGCAUGAGCUAACGGCUAGUGAGCUGCUUCUGAACAAGAUGUUUCAUGAUGAUGAGUUGGAGGAGUCAGAGAAGUUCUAUGUUGGUCAGCCUCGAGUCUUGCUCCUUAUUUAUGCCCUGUACAAUACACUGGUGGCCCGGUCAGAAAUGGUGUGCUAUUUUGUGAUCAUCCUUAACCACAUGAUCUCUGCCUCUAUGAUAACCCUGGUGCUUCCCAUCCUUAUAUUCCUGUGGGCCAUGCUGUCGGUUCCUCGGCCAAGCAAACGUUUCUGGAUGACAGCCAUUGUCUACACUGAGGUGGCCAUUGUCAUCAAGUACUUCUUCCAGUUUGGCUUCUUUCCUUGGAAUAAACAUGUGGAUUACACAAAAGAUAAACCUUACCAUCCACCCAAUAUUAUUGGCAUUGAGAAGAAAGAGGGUUACGUGCACUAUGAUCUUGUUCAGCUUCUUGCUUUAUUCUUCCACAGAUCCAUUUUAAAGUGCCAUGGAUUGUGGGAUGAAGAUGAGAAAGGAGAUGGCUCCAGUAAUAAAGACGAUACUGAUGAUGAGCUCUCUCUGACCGGAGACAGGAGAGACUCUUCUGCCUCUUUGAAAUCUGUCAAUCUUGCUGCAUCAGUGGAGUCCAUCCAUGUCCACUUCCCUGAGCAGCAGGCUGCCAUCAGGAGGAAGAGUUCUAGCAGCAUAUCACAGCUUUCACACAGGUCCAGCUUCUCCUCACAUAGAUCUAAGAGAGGAAGUACCAGUACACGAAACAGCAGUCAGAAAGGAAGCAGUGUGUUAAGCAUCAAGCAAAAAUCUAGAAAAGAGCUUCUUAUGGAAAAGUUUCGAGAACAAAUGAUCAAAGCCAAGGCCUUUACAAUUAAAAAGACUCUCCAGGUGUAUGUGCCCAUCAGACAAUUUUUCUACAAUCUUAUUCAUCCAGACUACAGUGCAGUGACUGAUGUGUAUGUGCUGAUGUUCCUCGCAGACACAGUGGACUUCAUCAUAAUUGUGUUUGGAUUUUGGGCUUUUGGGAAACACUCUGCUGCAGCAGAUAUCACCUCUUCAUUAUCAGAAGACCAGGUCCCAGAGGCAUUUUUGGUGAUGGUGCUCAUUCAGUUUGGUACCAUGGUGGUAGAUCGAGCAUUGUACCUCAAAAAGACUGUCAUGGGAAAAGUCAUCUUCCAGGUCAUCCUUGUUUUUGGAAUACAUUUCUGGAUGUUCUUUAUCUUGCCUGGAGUGACAGAAAGGAAAUUUAGCCAGAACACAGUUGCCCAGCUCUGGUAUUUUGUGAAAUGUGUUUAUUUUGGCUUAUCAGCAUAUCAGAUACGCUGCGGAUAUCCAACUCGUGUUCUUGGCAACUUUCUCACAAAAAGUUAUAAUUAUGUCAACCUGUUCUUGUUUCAAGGGUUCCGCCUAGUUCCAUUUUUGACUGAGCUCAGAGCAGUAAUGGACUGGGUUUGGACUGAUACCACUCUCAGUCUUUCCAGCUGGAUCUGUGUUGAAGAUAUCUAUGCUCAUAUAUUCAUCCUGAAGUGUUGGCGAGAGUCAGAAAAAAGAUAUCCCCAACCAAGAGGCCAGAAGAAAAAGAAAGUUGUGAAGUAUGGAAUGGGUGGCAUGAUUAUCGUCUUGCUGAUUUGUAUUGUCUGGUUCCCACUGCUCUUCAUGUCUUUAAUCAAAUCUGUUGCAGGCAUCACCAACAAGCCUCUAGAUGUAUCAAUCACAAUAACUCUAGGAGGUUAUCAGCCUAUUUUUACAAUGAGUGCUCAACAGAGUCAGCUCAAGGAUUUGAAUCAGACUGAUUUCAGUGCGUUUAUGGGAGACUAUAGGGGUAACACUGCUGCUUUGCAGUUUCUAGAGGGCUAUGGAAAAGAAGAUAUAACUCUAGCAGAUCUAGAGGGAAAUUCAAACUCUUUGUGGACCAUCAGCCCUCCCAGUAGAGAGAAAAUGAUACAGGGACUGCUGGAUUUUAAAGCUGACUUCACUGUAGUUCUUUCAUGGACCAUUCAGAGAAAUCUCACCCUUGGUGCCAAAGCUGAAAUUGCAUCAGAUAAACUUACCUUUAACCUACCAAAGAAGACCAGAGAAGAUAUUGCUACCAUGAUGUCUGGACAGAAACUGGGAAAGGUAACAUUAGAAGAAGUGUACCCAUACUACAUCAAGGCUCCUAGUGAUUCUCUGGCAAAACCCAUAAAGCAGCUAUUGACAGAUUGCAGAUGGGAAAACAUUACUGUUUCCCUGGUCAAAAAUGUGUCUAAGGAGGGAGUUCGUGAGUGGUGGGUUUUGAAUCAGCUUGGAAAAAGACACAAAACAUCUGAACAGAGUCUUGAACUCUUCAUAUUCAGUGAUAAAGUCAGUCCACCGAGCCUUGGAUUCUUGGCUGGUUAUGGCAUCAUGGGACUAUAUGCCUCAGUCGUCCUGGUGAUAGGCAAGUUCGUCCGUGAAUUUUUCAGUGGGAUCUCUCACUCCAUCAUGUUUGAGGAGCUACCCAACGUAGACCGAAUCUUGAAGUUGUGUACUGACAUUUUCUUAGUGCGAGAGACUGGAGAACUGGAAUUAGAAGAAGACCUGUACGCCAAACUAAUAUUCCUGUAUCGCUCACCAGAGACUAUGAUCAAGUGGACUAGGGAAAAAACUAAUUGAUCUCUUUGGUGUCACACUGCGAAUCAAGUUGAUUUAAUCUGAAUUUUAAAAGAAAAAGAAAAAAGCACAAUAUUCUCUUAAGAGCUAAGCCUUUUAUAGUUGGGUAGCAAUGAUUUUUCACUGAAGGAAUCCUGGAAGCUACGGCCUUAGGAAUCCAUGCUGCCUUUCAAAAUAAGGAUCAACAGUGAAGAAGGUUGAAUGAUUUGUUGUUUUUAAUGUGCCACUCCUCUACAAUCUGGGGACUGCUUUGUAAUUUAAUCAAUGAAAAGUUUGCAUCUUUGUCUGGCUAAUUUAAUUUUCCAGACAACCAUUACAACUUAAAGAGAAACAAAAGGAGUGAACCCACAGAUGACUCCAGUGUACCUUCUAAACCCUUUCUGGAGCCAUACAGAUUGGAUUGUGCAAUAUCCUGUUGUACAUCACUGACUUUCAAGCUACAGUAAUGGGACGCUGACUAGCCUUCAGGACACCCAAGACCCAGGGCCGCAGUGGGAACUGAAGACAUUCUAGCCAUACCCAUUUGUAGAAAAGCAGAGGUUUUGAUGUACAAAGGACACUGUGGACAAGCCUCUGUUAGCAAAAUGAAAACAAAUAACAGUCUCUUUAAAUGCCUUAUUUUAUUUGUACCGUCACGGGAGACGUUUCCACCAAACAUCAAUGACUUUUCUCAGGAAAAAAAAAAGCAACUGAAACUUGACACUUCGUCAAGGUUAACUAAUGGCUAGAAUAAUUAUGGUGAAUUAUUGGGGUGUUCUGCUGGGCCAUUCUCUUCAAAGUUACUGCUUUCCAUUAGAUGAGAAAAGAAAGUGAAUUCAAUGACCUAAUGAGCUGCUUCAUUUCUUAUAACCCUUUAAAGACUGAAUAGAGUGUGCUUCUCUCUGCUCCCCAUGACAUGCUUUUUCCCAUUUCGAUGAUUUAAGGCAACUGUUGUUUU
Acanthisitta chloris (rifleman) is the source of this 8302-nucleotide messenger RNA. It is a transcript of the gene PIEZO2, whose product is annotated as piezo-type mechanosensitive ion channel component 2. Lineage: Eukaryota; Metazoa; Chordata; Aves; Passeriformes; Acanthisittidae. The annotation marks the transcript as partial. Gene Ontology annotation, biological process: detection of mechanical stimulus; cellular response to mechanical stimulus; regulation of membrane potential. The record is from RefSeq and is a predicted model, not a curated record. Gene Ontology annotation, cellular component: plasma membrane. The transcript is spliced from 46 exons. Gene Ontology annotation, molecular function: mechanosensitive monoatomic ion channel activity; monoatomic cation channel activity.